Aspergillus viridinutans is the source of this 396-nucleotide messenger RNA. RefSeq lists its product as uncharacterized. Bases 1 to 396 code for a protein of 131 amino acids. Lineage: Eukaryota; Fungi; Ascomycota; Eurotiomycetes; Eurotiales; Aspergillaceae. The transcript is spliced from 2 exons. The record is from RefSeq and is a predicted model, not a curated record.
AUGUCUGACCUCGAGAAUAUGGACACUCUUCGCUUUCGCGAACGAGUCCACCAACGCCGACGGCACAGUCAACCACUCACCGACGAGGAAAUCACCUACAUCACCCAACAGAGCGCAGAGCUUGCCGACGAAGCAUUAACGGGUAAGGCUUUUGAGUUUGUUCGUGUAGGUGAGAUCUUCGGGGCUAAGAGCACCCGAGACCAGGUGAAUCCGGACCAGAUUCGAUGGGCGUCCAAGGCCGAGCAGGUCUUGAGCAAACCGUUGAAUGAGAUCACGAUGGACGACUCCAGGAAUUUAACCUCAAAGGAGGCGCGUGCGUUUGCGGAUCUCCCUGCGACCGGAUCAGUGGCUUCGCAUGUUCAUUCGGCGGCGGAGAAAAAUGCCGAGGGCUCGUAG